Molecule: messenger RNA, 1994 nt
Organism: Mytilus trossulus (common blue mussel)
Lineage: Eukaryota; Metazoa; Mollusca; Bivalvia; Mytilida; Mytilidae
Exons: 3
Coding region: 135-1886 (583 amino acids)
Source: RefSeq, a predicted model, not a curated record
UGUGACUGGAUAUUAUACAGGUUAACGUCAUAGACGUUACCAUACGCCACGACCCCACAACUUUGACAGUAAAGAAGCAGAACGUACAAUCUUUCGGAGGGAUUUAUACUUUUGGCCAGAUUUAAUCAAUAGAAAUGGAAGUGCUUGAGAUCCCUAGCGAUGAAACUGCUUUAAGGCAAGAGGUUGAAACUUUCAUCGAUGAAAACGGAAAAAUUGAUAUGCAAGCCAUGAAGGACAAAGGAUACAUGGAGGACCAGAUAUAUGACAUAAUGAACGCAUAUUUCAUUGCAACCGCCAGGGUUUUAGCAGCUUACAGGAGAGAUAGAAAGGCACAGGACACUAUGCUGAAGAUGUUACAAGACAAAAUUCAACUUCAUGAAGAAAAAAUCAUUUGUGCUGAUAAAUACAUGUCAUAUUUAUGUGACGUAAAAUCUACCCAAAAAAUCAAUAAUAAUCUAUACACUAAAGUAGAAGAAAAUAUGUCAAAAUGCAGCGAUGAAAAGAAUGUCCAUGACGGAAAUAAGACUGACGAGGAGAAAAAUAUUCGUCACUCGCCAAGUGCUCCGGAUUUAUCACCUUCAAAGUAUUUUAACAGUUUCUCAGUCGAACCAAUUGUAAGGGAGACUAAAUCGUCCCACAACAUAUUCCAAGAAACUAUAGCAAACACCAGUCCAAAUGAAAAAGAGGAAAGCGUAGAAAUUGACCGGCGAAUACCAACUCCUUACCCCAGUGCCCGCAAUUAUGACCGCUUCAUUCAACCAAACAGAAACUCUUCUUAUAUAACUAAGCUAGUUACCAAACAAGACACAACACGACGAAGGAAACAAAUACAACAGUGUAGAACAACGGAUACACCCUGCAGUCAUAAAACUGGACAAUUGAAAAAAGUCAUUAAUCAGUAUGAAGAUAUUUUAGGGUUAUCAACUAAUUUGAAAACCGAUGAUUAUUCUGAUGAGAUCGAUUUUGUAAAUGAAAGUUCAGGAGAUACUCGGUCAAACGGUGGUGUUACUAUAGAGAGAGGUUGUACAGACAAUAGGUCAGAAGACAUUGAGACCAUCGAUGCGGAUACUCUAGAGAGUGGUCAUUUAGAUGACAGAUCAAAAGACACUUUGCCCAACAAUAAUAUUACUUUCGAAAGCGGUCUUGCCACGCCCGGGAUUACUAUAUCCAUUACAAGUGAUGCGUCAUCGUCAGUGAGUAGUUGUUUUCAGGAUCAUGUCAAAGUUGAUAUAGACGAGACAAUAGAAACGUCUACACAAACAUCAAACAACGAGGCUGAUUAUCGCACCAAUUUUCAGACUGUGUCGCAGUCACAUAUCGACCGUCAAAGUAACCAGUCACAAACAACCAUUGUGUUGAAAUCUUCUUGUUUGUCUAGCGCUGUGGACAGUUUAAAAUCUUCGUCCGUUUCUGUUCAGGGAACAAGUAUCAGCUCCAGGACUCACACUCGCAUCGAUUCUCAAACUCUGUUACAAUCAACUGUCAACUGUCAGAGAAGCCAAUCACAAAUAACCACUGUCGCACAAUCAACAGUCGACAGUCAAAGUACUAGUAACCAAUCACAAACAGCUUCUCAGUCGGGAUCUCCUUGUUUUUCUAACACGGUAACCAGAUUAAAGUCUUCUUCAAUGUCUUACCAAUCGACACCCUCCGUUUUUACAUCGGAUAAAUCGUUACAAAGAUCGUUUUCAUCAGAGAGCCAUAAGAUGAGUCAUUUUUCGAUAGAAUGUGUCCGUAUACACCAAUCUAUGCAAGAUGAUAAGAGCAACCAAUCAGAUAUAUCCAUAUAUUGCGCGAAUGAUGAAUUGCUAACCAAUAGCCAGGGUGACAUUUCUCAAACUUCGAACGUAGAAUCAAGUGCUUCAGAGAACAGUGAUGAGUCUUGAAAUUCAAUGGUACAGAUACAGAUGAGUCCAUAUUUGAUAAACUGAUAUUUUUAUUGUUAUUAUGUAAUAUUGUUAACUUAUGUUUUAAUAGAUAUCCUGAUACUAGAA